AUGCUAAAAAAUAUCGUGUCGGCAUGUACAUCUGAGCUAAGCAAGCAGCAGAUCAUGAAGCUUGCAGAAGGGAAGAGUGCCGGCCUGAGUCAAUCCAUGAUGGCGCACUUGCAAGAUAGCUCAUGCCGACCUUUUUUAGUAUAUCCCGAAGCUUCAACUGCGAAAUUGGAAAAAGGGUUGUCAGACCCAGGUCAAUGA
Laccaria bicolor S238N-H82 is the source of this 198-nucleotide messenger RNA. RefSeq lists its product as uncharacterized. The record is from RefSeq and is a predicted model, not a curated record. The transcript has 2 exons. NCBI's taxonomy places the organism in Eukaryota, Fungi, Basidiomycota, Agaricomycetes, Agaricales, Hydnangiaceae. Bases 1 to 198 code for a protein of 65 amino acids.